CGCUCAGGGCUCGGCGGCGGCUCCUGCCGGGGAUGCGCCGGGCGCUGCCUCCCCCCGGCCCGACCAUGUACGCGGGUCGCAAGCGGAGGAAGCCGGUGCCCCGCGUGGUGCGGCCGGGGCCGGCCGAAGGCGGCAGCUCCAACCCGUCCAAGCGGCACCGGGAGCGGCUGAACCGGGAGCUGGAGCGGCUGGCCGGGCUGCUGCCCUUCCCCGAGGAGGUGGUGGCCGGGCUGGACAAGCUGUCGGUCCUGCGCCUCAGCGCCGGCUACCUGCGAGCCAAGAGCUUCUUCAGCGUUGCUCUAAAGAAUCACGGUGCCAAAGAAGCGGAGAGGGAUGGAGACCGCGGCAACGGACCAGCUCCGGGCUCGGCAGCGGUACUGGAGGGCGAGCUGCUCCUACAGGCACUCAACGGCUUCGUGCUGGUGGUGACAUCGGAAGGACUGAUAUUUUACUCCUCGCAUACGAUUCAGGACUAUCUGGGAUUUCAUCAGACAGAUGUCAUGCACCAGAGCGUCUUUGAGCUGAUCCACACCGAGGACCAGGAGGAAUUCAGGCGCAACCUCCACUGGGCACUCAACCCACCCCACGCUCCCGAGGAUGAGUCUUCUGCAGAAGGGGGGAAGAGUCUCGGCUCUCCUGCUGUCACCUACAAGCCGGAUCAGCUGCCCCCAGAAAACUCCUCCUUUCUGGAAAGGAGCUUCGUGUGCCGCUUUCGCUGCCUCCUGGAUAAUUCCUCCGGCUUCCUGGCUUUAAACCUUCAAGGCAGGCUGAAAUUCCUUCAUGGGCAGAACAAAAGGUCUGAAGACGGGUCUGCACUGCCACCCCAGCUUGCUCUCUUCGCUAUCUCCACCCCCUUGCAGCCCCCAUCCAUCCUGCAGAUCCGAACCAAGAACAUGAUCUUCAGGACGAAGCACAAGCUGGACUUCACCCCCUUGGCGUGCGAUGCCAAGGGGAAGAUCGUUUUGGGCUACACCGAGGCGGAGCUGCGGAUGCGCGGCACCGGCUACCAGUUCGUCCACGCUGCCGACAUGCUGUACUGUGCCGAGAACCACGUCAGGAUGAUGAAGACGGGCGAGAGCGGCCUGACGGUCUUCCGCCUGCUGACGAAGGAGAAUCGCUGGAAGUGGGUGCAGGCCAACGCACGGCUCGUCUACAAGAAUGGCAAGCCCGAGUACAUCGUUGUCACGCAGAGACCCCUCGUAGAUGAAGAAGGAGGAGAGCACCUUCGGAAACGGUCCAUGCAUCUUCCCUUUACCUUUGCUACAGGAGAGGCGCUCUUAUACCAAAGCGCAUACCCUCUCUCGGGCUUCCCUGACCCUUUCCAGAGCAAAGGGAAAACCAGCAAGUCCAAGAAGACCUCCCGCAGCCACGGAGGAUGCUCCCAGAAGAAUGGCGUUGACCCCAGUUCUCUGCUGGGCGCCGUGAUGCGACAGGACAAGGCGGUGUAUGCCUCGCAUCCAGCUCCUGCACCUAACCACUCCUUCAGCAGCAGUUCCUUGGGCCACCUCGAGGAUGUGUCCUUGCUGGAUGCAGGAAGAGAUGCUUGGAGUAUGGGCACUGCUCCCGUUUCUUCAAGGGGGAACAGCCUCAAAGAGGAGCUGGUGGAUUUGCAGCAGGAGGACCCUCUCUUGGCCACCCUGGACUCGCUCUCAAUUAAGAGUGACGAGAGCUGUUCCAACAACGAGUUCUUCAGUGUGCUGGAGGGCCUGGGGUUGAAUGCUGAGGACCUAGAGCUCCUGCUGCUGGAUGAGAAAAUGGUGAUGGUCAAUAUGGACCCUGACCGCGCCCCGUCCCUGAACGACUGCCUCGCCAGCAACGAGGUUCUCUCCUACAUCCACACCACUCUGGUGAACAAGCACGAGGGAGGACAACAGGUCUGUCCCCUGCCAGGCACAUCCCCGAGCCCACGUGGAGGCACCUCUACGUUCCAGGCCCACGGGGAGAACGAGGACUCGCAGUACCUGCCCCAGCACGUGGUGCAGCCCGGCAUUGCCCUGGGCCAGCCCCCCGCUCCGCUGUGGGAACAGCCCCCCCACGCUGUGCCGGGGCGGCAGCCCCCGCUGCUGCGGGAGCCAGCCGAGGAGGACGAGCCAGCCGAUGGCUCGCGGUGGAGGCCAGCUGGGGAGGAGGGUCUGCUUGGUUUCCUCCAGCCGGUGUGGGGCACCCCGUGGGACAAGGCGCCCAGCUCCCCGCCAGCAGCCCCCUGCCCGCAGGAGCCACCCAGGGCUGGGCAGCUGGAGGGUGGCUUCCCUGCCACGCGUCCCACCCAAGAGGACGCUCGCCGGUCCUUCUCCCUGCCCAGCCAGUGCCAGGGCCACGUGGGACCACCCAGCCAGCCGAAACACCGUCACUUGCUGGUGAACGGGUUGUGCGGCCCCAGCCCCGACCCCGCUCCACACCUCCUUCCCAGCAGCAGCCCCAGCCCGUGGCAGGACUACGUUUCCCCGCUCCUGGGGUCCCCAGCCCAGCCUGGGUUUUAUGGUGUCAGCCAAGACUUGAUCUCCCAGCACCAAGGCUGCUUGCGUCCAGGGCCCGGCGCGCCGGCGGCACACUUCAACCUGAACGGAUUAUGCAGCAUGGAAACUGCGGGCAGCGGGGGGUCCCAGGACGAGAUGGCUCCAUACUCCAGUUUCCCCCCCUCCUCCUCAUACCAGCUUAUUCCCGAGAAGCAGCCGAGCCCUGUUCCCUCUGUGCCCCAGCACCCUUUUCCAAGCUCAGCUGCAGGGUGCUUUGGGAGCAUCGGCAGCCCCAUGGAGACCCCCGUGAGCUCCUUCGGGACGUACGCCUCCGCGCUGAGCCAGGAGAGCAGGCACAGGCCCGAAAGCGGCUGUGUUCUGCCCAGCUCUGCCAUGGGGGUCCCCGGAGACCCAGCUCCCCCCUGCCAGCCGCACCCCCGGGCAGAAGCGCUGCCAGAUCACCCUCGUGCCUCCAGCGGUGAUUUCUGUCUCUAGGAGAGGAGGACUGGAAUGGACAAAGCGGGACUAUUCCCUGGGGAAGGAGCUGCCGUCAAGUUGCGGAUGACAAACCUUCCCCCUGCCACGCAUGUCCUGCCAUUGCUCUUGAUGUUGUUUGCUUUGGCUUAGCUGGGGUUUUUUGCCUUUUUUUUUAAUUAUUAUUAUUAUUUUUUUUAUCAACUGCCCACCAUCCUGCCCCUUCUGAGGCUCCAUGUGUCGGUCCCGUGGAGGUGUCCCUGGCCUGGGGAGGGCAGUAGCAGGGCUGGAGGGCAGAUUUCCCCAGGGCACGGGAGCAAGCCGGGCUGCGAUGCGAGUCAGCCAGUGUCUUUAUCUCAUGGCGUGGAGGAGUUGUGCGGCUCUUGGUCAGUUGGAGGAUCUCAGAGCACGUUUGUCACUCGCCGUCUCUCAUCCUACCCACCCAAUCUCCUUGCUCUUCUUUCCCUGGUGGGGUGAGUGUCUGCCCAUCCUGCCUGCACAUCUUACGGAGAGUCGACUUUGAAACGGUUGGGCCUUUUCUGGUUGCUGCUGUCUUUUAAACGGCAUUCGGAGACUAACUGUUGCUCUGGAAAGAAAACAAGGAUUGCUCUCUAUUGCCAGCUGUGCUGAAGGCGCGAUGUUUGCGCGGCACUUCCCACACUUUGCCACGAAGCCCGUCUUUGCAGUUCUGCCGUUAACAGAGUGCGUUUGUUUGGUGCGUUUUGCCAGGCUUUAGGAAACCCAGGCUGCUUCCGUGGCUGUCGCUUGGCUCCCGCUGUUUGGUAACGCCCGUCUGUGCACGGCAGCCCUCGCCCCGAAAGACAGGCGAGUUUCUGAUGGCUCACGUCCUCCAGCUUCACCAAAGCUUUGCAGUCGCGUGCAUGAUCCAACACAGAUGCAAGACUCGUGCGUCCAAAAAAAGAAGAAAAUUAAAAGGGGGGGACAGGAAAGGUUUUCGCCUCUGGUAUUAAAUUUCCUGCCAUCCCAUCCAGGCACGUGUGGCUGUGGCCACAUUGUACAGAUAUUGCCUGGUUUAUAUAAAAAAUCAACGCUUCUUGUGUUGCACUGCUCCUUCCCCACCCCAGGUUUCCCUGUGUCCUGGGUGUUCCCGUUUGUUAGGAUCCAGAUUAGAGCUCCUGUAGCUGACACCCUGGGGUUUGCUGUACUGUAUGUGACGUGCCCAAGUUGGCUGAAAAGCAGGGUUUGGUUUUUUUUUUUUUCUCCUGGGUGAUGGGGUGUGAGUACCUGAACAGGUAGCGGGGGUCAUUCUCAAACAGCAGGAGCAGGCUGGUGUAUAAGCCAUACCUUGCAUCUGUGCCUAAAAAGAUUGCAGAUAAGUAGUGGAGCUGCCUAACCUAAAGAGAUUUCAGAUUUACUGGAAAAAAAAAAAAAAAAAAAGAGUUUUCAGUAAGAUAAAGAAAAUAAGUAUAAUGAUACUUAAUUUUAAGUACUGACAGAGUGAUAUUUUCCCACGGAAAAUAAAUACAGCCCAUAUGUAUAUAAUAUGAGUUGA
Grus americana (Whooping crane) is the source of this 4443-nucleotide messenger RNA. Its product is annotated as aryl hydrocarbon receptor-like. Gene Ontology annotation, cellular component: aryl hydrocarbon receptor complex; nucleus. Gene Ontology annotation, biological process: regulation of transcription by RNA polymerase II. The coding region runs from base 33 to 2951 and encodes 972 amino acids. The record is from RefSeq and is a predicted model, not a curated record. Gene Ontology annotation, molecular function: nuclear receptor activity; transcription cis-regulatory region binding; protein dimerization activity. NCBI's taxonomy places the organism in Eukaryota, Metazoa, Chordata, Aves, Gruiformes, Gruidae. The transcript is spliced from 11 exons.